Molecule: messenger RNA, 9458 nt
Organism: Galeopterus variegatus (Sunda flying lemur)
Lineage: Eukaryota; Metazoa; Chordata; Mammalia; Dermoptera; Cynocephalidae
Gene: WDFY4
Product: WDFY family member 4
Exons: 61
Molecular function (GO): protein binding
Source: RefSeq, a predicted model, not a curated record
AUGGAGACAGAAGACCUUUCAAAGGCUGUGGACAGAACUGAAGAUCCUGGUUCCAAGAAUCAUGGUCAGCCCACUGCAGUGCAGCCUGAUCUCCCACUUGGAGGGCAGUCCCCUGGCCCCACCGCUCUCUGGGACACACUCGAAAGGAAGUUUCUGGAAUACCAGCAUUUGACUCACAGGAGCCUGGAUGAGCGUCAGAAGAGCCUGUUGAGUCUUCUCCCCCUGUUCCUAAAGGCCUGGGAACACUCCGUGGGCAUCAUCUGCUUCCCCAGUCUCCAAAGCCUGGCAGAAGAUGUUUCCGACCAGCUUGCCCAGGAAAUACAGAAGGCCCUUGCUGGGAAACCUGCAGAGCAAGCGAGGGUGGCAGCGGAGCAGCUGCUGCGGUGGAAGGGGGACACGGAUCGGGAUGGCUACUUGCUCCUGAAGACAGUGUUUGUGCUCACGGGGACAGACUCGGAGACGCUGGGCAGAGUGGCUGCGUCUGGGCUCCCAGCCCUGCUCCUACAGUGCCUCUACCUCUUCUUUGUCUUUCCCCUGGAAAAGGGUGAGCUUCCUGAGAGUGAUGUUCAAGUUCAGAGGAUGUUUGUACAGAUGUUACUCAACAUUUGCUGCGAGUCUCAGGGUCUGGAGGGACUUCUCUCAGGAAGCGAGCUCCAGUCUCUACUGAUUGCCACGACCUGUCUUCGGGAGCACAGCUGCGGCUUCUGGAAAGAGCCCACCUUCUGUGUGCUGAGGGCCAUCUCCAAGGCCCAGAACCUCGACGUCAUCCAGUACCUGCAGGCCACAGACUGCGUCAGGCUGGCACUGCAGAACCUGUCCAGGCUCGCCGACACUCUCCCUGCUCCGGAGGUGAGUGAGGCUGUGAGCCUCGUCCUGGGCUUCGUGAAGGACUCCUACCCUGUCUCCUCGGCUCUGCUGCUGGAGUUUGAGAACGGGGAGGGCUACCCUUUGCUACUCAAGGUGUUACUUCGGUACGAUGGGCUGAUGCUGAGCGAGGCUGACCCCCACCUGGAGGAGCUCAUUGGGCUGGUGGUGUGGCUGACGACCUGUGGGAGGUCAGAACUGAAGGUGUUUGACAGUGUCACGUACCCUCAGCUUGAAGGCUUCAAGUUCCAUCAUGAGGCUUCUGGGGUGACUGUUAAGAAUCUUCAGGCCUUCCAGGUUCUGCAGAAUGUUUUCCACAAAGCCAGCGAUUCUGUCCUCUGCACACAAGUCCUGUCGGCCAUCAGGACCAUGUGGACCUGGAAUGCUCGCAACUUCUUCCUGCUGGAGUGGACCCUGCAGCCCAUCUCACAGUUUGUGGAGCUUGUGCCCCUGAAGCCAGCCCUGGUGCAGGUGCACUUCUUCCAGCUGCUAGAGGCCCUGGUGUUUGAACUGCACUAUGUGCCCCAUGAGAUCCUGUGGAAGGUGCAGCGUCUGAUCAAGGAGAGUCCAGAGCCCUCCUGCACCCUUGUGGCCGUGCAGAGCAUCCUCAGGAUUGCUGGUGGGGACCCGCUCUUCACUGACAUCUUCCGUGACUCAGGACUCCUGGGCUUGCUUCUGGCCCAGCUGCGGAAGCAGGCCAAGAUCAUGAGGAAGUCAGGAAACAAAGAGUCCACUCCUGGUGCUCAGGAUCCAGAAAGAGAACUCACCUGCGUGAUGCUGAGAACCGUUGUCACACUUCUGAACGGCUCGGUUCGGAAUGCAGUUGUCCUGAAAGACCACGGCAUGGUGCCCUUCAUCAAGAUCUUCCUGGACGAUGAGUGCUACCGGGGGGCCUCGCUCAGCAUCCUGGAGCAGCUGUCCGUCAUCAGCGCUGAGGAGUACAUGAGCAUCAUCGUGGGCGCUCUGUGCUCGUCCACUCAAGGGGAGCUGCAGCUGAAACUGGAUCUCCUGAAGUCUCUCCUCCGGAUCCUGGAGACUGCCAAGGGCCGUGCUGCUUUCAGAGUCUCCAGCGGGUUCAACGGGCUGCUGUCCCUGCUCUCCGACCUGGAGGGCUCCCUCCACGGACCCACGCUGCAGACAUGGGGAGCGGUGUCCCCCAGCCAGACCCUGGAGCUGGUGCUGCACACGCUCUGUGCCCUAUCUGCAGCACUGCACCUGGACCCUGUCAACGGGGACUUCUUCAGGAGGAACGGGCUCUUCGAGAAGCUGGCCGAGGACCUCUGCUUGCUGGGCUGUUUUGGGGCCCCAGAGGAAGAGGGAGCCCCUCUGUCCUCCUGGGCUGACACAAAGCCCAGGCCAUUUGCUGACUUGCUGAGUGCUGCCUUUGCCUCCUGCAGCCCACUCCCACCCAGCAUGCAGAGCUGCCUCCAGAUCCUCAGCUUUCUGGACAGCAUGGCCAGGGGCACCCUCCACCUGCACUGGGACCUGAAGGAGUCCCCGAGGGCUGGGCAGGAGCUGGUCGUGGAUGCCCAGAAGGAGGACACCGGCAGUGACCCCAAAGGCAGCUUCAAGCAGUGGCCAAACCUGCAGGACAGGACAGAUGAAGGGGACACUGUGAUCAUGCACCCCGGGAUCGUGUGCAUCAUGGUGAUGCUGCUACCUCGGUUGAACCAUGCGGAUCACCCACAGCUUUCCCAGGAGAUCCAGUGCUCCCUGGCCAGUCACAUCCAGUCCCUGGUGAAAUCAGAGAAGAACCGCCAGCUCAUGUGUGAGGCGGGGAUGCUCAGGGCCCUCAUGAGCUCCUGCCACAGGGCCCUGGCCACCAGCUGCAGCCCCUUGCACUCACGCCUCAUCAGGAUUUUUGAAAAGCUUGCUUCCCAAGCCAUCGAACCCGACCUGUUAAGGUACUACGCCGGUCUUGGAAUCCCCCCACCUCUGUCGGCUGCCACAAAAAUCCUCAAUUCAUCUCGUGUGCAUGGAGGCAACCCUGGGUGCUCAGGGUCACAGACUGCAGCACCAGGCUCAGCUGAGGGACCCUUGGGAGCAGCCCCAGAUGCCAACCCAUGCCCGGGAGUCGCCCAGGCCCUCAGGCCCUCGGAGGCGUCCCAGGAUCCCACCACGACCCUUCAGACGGUUCUCAGCCUCAUCUCCAUGACCUCCCCACGCAACCUGCAGCCUCAGAAGGCGGCCCUGGCUCCAUCAUUCAUGGAAUUUGACAUGUCUGUGGAAGGCUAUGGCUGCUUGUUUAUUCCAACCCUGUCUACUGUUAUGGGAAGCAGCACCGAGUACUCUGUCUCUGGAGGGAUUGGGACAGGCGCUGCCAGAGCCUUCCCUCCCCCUGGGGGACUGACAUUCUCCUGCUGGUUCCUGGUCAGCCGGCAUGGCGCUGCCACGGAUGGCCACCCGCUUCACUUCCUGACCCUGGUGCGCCACCUGGCCAGAACUGAGCAGCCCUUUGUCUGCUUCUCCGUCAGCCUCUGCCUGGACGACCUCUCCUUGGUCGUGUCUACAGAAGAGAAAGCGUUUCAGCCCCUAGAUAUCAUGGAACCUGAGGAUGACUCUGAGCCUUCUGCAGGACGCCAGCUUCAGGUCAGGUGUGGCCACCUGCUAGCUUGUGGUCAGUGGCAUCACUUGGCUGUGGUUGUCACCAAGGAAAUGAAAAGGAAUUGCACCGUCUCCACCUAUCUGGAUGGACAGAUCAUUGGCUCAGCCAAGAUGCUGUACAUUCAGGCCCUACCAGGACCUUUCCUUUCAAUGGAUCCAUCUUCAUUUGUGGAUGUUUACGGAUAUAUUGCUACCCCUCGAGUCUGGAAACGAAAGUCAUCGUUAAUCUGGCGUCUUGGCCCCACAUACCUCUUUGAAGAAGCCAUUUCAGUGGAAACUCUGGAAGUUAUUAACAAACUUGGCCCAAGAUACUGUGGCAACUUCCAAGCUGUGCAUGCUCAAGGAGAAGACCCAGACAGUGAAGCGACACCCCUCGUUGCAGAGGAAAAGAUUUCCUUUGGGCUUCACGUAGCCAGUUCCUCUGUCACCAGGCUAGCAGACCUCAGGAGAGCUUACAGUGAGGUGGACAGCCGCCUGAUUGCCAAGGAGAUGAACAUUUCCUCCCGUGACAAUGCCAUGCCUGUGUUCCUGCUGAGAAACUGUGCUGGCCACCUCUCCGGUUCUCUUCGGACCAUUGGAGCUGUUGCUGUGGGCCAAUUAGGGGUAAGGGUGUUCCACUCCAGCCCUGCUGCCAGCAGCCUGGACUUCAUUGGCGGGCCCGCCAUCCUCUUGGGCCUCAUAUCCUUAGCAACAGAUGACCACACUAUGUAUGCGGCUGUGAAAGUCCUGCACUCGGUUCUGACCAGCAAUGCCAUGUGUGGCCGCCUGAUGCAGCACAUCAGUGGGUACCAGAUAAUGGCGUUUCUCCUGAGGAAGAAAACCUCUUUCCUAAACCAUCGCAUUUUUCAGCUGAUCCUCUCAGUUGCUGGCACUGCAGAAUGGGGCUUCAGGUCAUCUGCUGUCACCAAUGUUGGAAUCUUCCAGCACAUUCUCUGCAACUUUGAGCUCUGGAUGAAUACCUCGGACAACGUGGAGCUCACGCUCUUUUCCCACCUUGUGGAAAUCCUGCAAUCACCAAGGGAAGGACCCAGGAAUGCUGAAGUUGCUCACCAGGCCCAGCUUGUGCCCAAGCUCAUCUUCCUCUUCAGUGAGCCAAGCCUCACCCCCUCCAGGAUCCCCACCAUCAUUGCCAUCCUGGGCUGUCAGCUGAGGGGCUACUUCAGCAUCCAGGACUUGCUCAGGAUCGGGCUGUUUGUCGUGUAUACCCUCAAGCCUUCGUCAGUGAAAGAGAGGCAGAGCUGCAUGGAUGGAGCCCCGGACCCCUCCAUGCCUGCUGGAAGCCAAACAUCUGGAAAGACAAUCUGGCUCAGAAACCAGUUGCUGGAGAUGAUGCUUAAUGUAAUAUCUUCCCCCCAACUUCAUCUGUCCUCUGAGUCAAAGGAGGAGUUGUUUCUGAGCCUGGGGCCCGACUGGUUCCUGCUGUUCCUGCAGGGCCACCUGCACCCCUGCACCACUGUGCUGGCACUGAAGCUGCUGCUGUGCUUUCUGUCAAGCCCUGCCCUCCGCGAGCGAUUUAAAGAUGGCCUGUCCGCGGGGCGCUGGGUGGAACGCAGCACCGAGGGCGUGGAUGUUGUGAUAGACAACCUGAAGAGCCACCCUCCCGUGCCUGGCCAAGGCCCCUGCCUGCUUCCUGGCUUCCGCGUCUUGAAGGACUUUUUGGCCCACCAUGCUCAGAUUGCAGAAGUCCACCUCAUCGUGUCCAGCUUCUUCCUGCAGACGCCGCUCACAGAGCUGACCCACGCGCCCAGGGACAGCCUGGAUGCCAUGCUUCAGUGGCUCCUGCAAAAGCACCACCAGGAAGAAGUCCUCCGGGCCGGGUUGUGCAUGGAAGGUGCCCUGCUGCUCCUGGAAAUGCUGAGGCACCUCCUCUCAUGAAUGUGCUCUCAGCCCUGGGCAGGCUCUGAGGACAGCGCCUGGGAACAGACAUUCCCGGCCAGCGUGCUGCAGUUCCUGGGCCUCGUGCACCGCACCUACCCCCAGGACCCGGCGUGGUGGGCCCCGGAGUUCCUCCAGACCUUGGCCACUGUGACCUUCCCCCUGGGAACUCAAAAGGGGGCUGUGGCUGAACCUGCCCAGAGUGCCAGCAGUCCUGGGGCCGUGGCUGAAGACGACAACACUGGUGAGGGUCUGCAUGCUCCUGCCAAGUCACAUCCUGCCCGGAGGCAGCUGAGGGAAUUCACACAGCUCCUCUUCAGGGAGCUCCUGCUUGGGCCCCCCAGCCCCAAGCAGUGGCAGCCCCUGGAGGUGCUCUUGGAGGCUUAUCCAGACAACGCCACCAGCCAAGAGAAGCGAGACUUCCAGUCUGAGAUCCUGCUUUCUGCCAUGGAAAUAUUCCACUUGAUGAGUGGGGGCAACGUGCCGGUACUCGGAGGUAGUAAAGAGCCUCCACCAAACGCAGAAGCUGCUGCUCCUUUGCUCGCGAACAUCUCCUACUUCACCCAGAAGCUGGUGGAGAAGCUGUACAGUGGGGUGUUCUCGGCAGACCCCAGGCACAUCCUCCUCUUCAUCACAGAGCACAUCAUGGUGGUAAGAGCCACGGCCAGCUGGGGUGCAAAAUCAAAAUAUGGGGCCCAUGUACAAAAGUUACCAAGAAUUUCAGAUGAUGACAACAGAGCCCAAACUUAUCCAGAAGGAUUUGGAUUGGAACCCAAGCCUAAAAUGACUCCUUAUCAUCAAGUCUUCCUUUCCCCAAAUGAAGAAGUGAAAGAAAAAAGAGGGGAAGAUUUCCUGAGUUUGAGUGAUGUCCAGCACAACAUCCAGAAGACGGUACGGACUCUCUGGCAGCAGCUCGUGGCACAGAGGCGGCAGGCACUGGAAGAUGCCUUCAAGAUCGAUCUCUCUGUGAAACCUGGAGAGAGUGAAGUGAAGAUUGAAGAGGUCACCCCCCUCUGGGAAGAGACGAUGCUCAAGGCCUGGCAGCACUACUUAGCAUCUGAGAAGAAAUUGCUCGCCAGUCGCUCGAAUGUCACACAUCACAGCAAGGUCACAUCAUGGAGUGGAAGCCUGUCCUCAGCCAUAAGGCUGAUGCCUGGGCGGCAGGCCAAGGACCCUGAAUGCAAGACAGAGGAUUUUGUGUCAUGUAUAGAGAACUACAGAAGAAGAGGACAGGAGUUAUAUGCAUCUUUAUACAAAGACCACGUACAGAGGCAGAGAUGCAGCAACAUCAAGGCAGCCAAAGCCUGGGCCAGGAUCCAGGAGCAGCUUUUUGGAGAGCUGGGUUUGUGGGGCCGAAUGACAGAAGUCACGCCCUGCUCCAAGUGGGAACUCGACUGGAGAGAGGGACCAGCUCGCAUGAGGAAACGCAUCAGACGCUUGUCCCCACAAGAGGCCCUGCACCCAGGAAGGCUCAAGGAAAGUCAAGACAAAAAUGUUGAUAUUUCUCAAACAAAUGCAGAAAACCAAGGUGAGCGGACACCAAAGGAGGCUGAGGGCGAGCUGGACAAGGUGGCGGUGGACUGCACCCAGCUGACGUUCUUCCCUGCCUUACACGAAAGUCUGCACUCAGAAGAUUUCUUGGAACUGUGUCGGGAAAGACAAGUUAUUUUACAAGAGCUUCUUGAUCAAGAAAAGGUGACACAGAGGUUCUCCCUGGUGAUUGUGCAGGGCCACCUGGUGUCGGAAGGGGUCCUGCUCUUUGGCCACCAGCACUUCUACAUCUGUGAGAACUUCACACUGUCCCCCAUGGGCGAUGUCUACUGCACCCGCCAUUGCUUAUCCAACAUCAGCGAUCCCUUCAUUUUCAACUUGUGCAGCAAAGACAGGUCCUCCGAGCACUACUCCUGCCAGCGUCACAGCUACAGCGACCUCAGGGAGCUCCGGCAGGCCCGCUUCCUCCUGCAGGACAUCGCCCUGGAGAUCUUCUUCCAGAAUGGAUACUCCAAGUUUCUUGUCUUCUACAACAGUGAUUGCAGUAAGGUCUUCAAAAGCUUCUGCUCGUUCCAGCCCGGCCUGAAGGGGAAAGGCGUGGUGGAGGACGCCCUCGGUCUAAGGAGACACCCCGGCUCUGACAAGACCAUGCUGCAGAGGUGGCAGAAAAGGGACAUCAGCAAUUUCGAGUAUCUCAUGUACCUCAACACCUUGGCUGGGAGGACCUACAAUGACUACAUGCAGUACCCAGUGUUUCCCUGGGUCCUCGCUGACUACACCUCGGAGACGUUGAACUUGACGAAUCCCAAGAUAUUCCGGGACCUAUCAAAGCCCAUGGGGGCUCAGACCAAAGAAAGGAAGCUGAAAUUUAUCCAGAGGUUUAAAGAAGUUGAGAAGACUGAAGGAGACAUGACUGUCCAGUGCCACUACUACACUCACUACUCUUCGGCCAUCAUCAUCGCCUCCUACUUGGUCCGGAUGCCGCCCUUCACCCAAGCCUUCUGCUCUCUGCAGGGUGGAAGCUUUGAUGUGGCGGAUAGAAUGUUUCACAGCGUGAAGAACACGUGGGAGUCUGCCUCCAGGGAGAACAUGAGUGACGUCAGGGAGCUGACCCCGGAGUUCUUCUACCUGCCCGAGUUCUUAACCAACUGCAACGCGGUGGAGUUCGGCUGCAUGCAGGAUGGGACUGUGCUAGGGGACGCUCUGGAAAGUGACUUUGUCAGUGCCAACCUCCACCAUUGGAUAGACCUUAUUUUUGGGUACAAGCAGCAGGGGCCAGCUGCAGUGGAGGCUGUUAAUACCUUCCACCCCUACUUCUACGGCAACAAAGUGGACCUUAGCAGCCUCAGUGACCCCCUGAUCAAAAGCACCAUCCUGGGGUUUGUCAGCAACUUUGGACAAGUGCCCAAACAGCUCUUUACAAAACCCCACCCGGCCAGGACUGCUGCAGGGAAGCCAUCACCUGGAAAGGAUGUCUCCACACCUGCGAGCCUGCCUGGCCACCCACAGCCCUUUUACUACAACCUGCAGUCCCUGAGACCCUCCCAAGUCAUGGUCAAAGAUAUGUACCUUUUCUCUCUAGGCUCAGAGUCCCCCAAAGGCGCCAUUGGCCACAUCGUCCCAACCGAGAAGGCCAUCCUGGCCGUGGAGAAGAACAAAGUGCUGCUGCCCCCUCUGUGGAACAGGACCUUCAGCUGGGGCUUCGAUGACUUCAGUUGCUGCCUAGGGACCUAUGGCUCUGACAAGAUCCUGAUGACAUUUGAGAACCUGGCUGACUGGGGCCGCUGUCUGUGUGCUGUGUGCCCAUCCCCCACGAUGAUUGUCACCUCUGGGGCCAGCUCCGUGGUGUGUAUAUGGGAGCUCAGCAUGGCCAAAGGCCACCGGAGAGGCUUGCGCCUCAGGCAGGCCUUGUAUGGACACACACAGGCAGUCACAUGCCUGGCAGCAUCGGUCAGCUUCAGCCUCCUGGUGAGUGGCUCCCAGGACUGCACCUGCAUCCUGUGGGACCUGGACCACCUCGCCCCUGUGGCCCGUCUGCCUGCCCACCGGGAGGCCAUCUCAGCCAUUGACAUCAGUGACAUCUCGGGCACCAUCGUCUCCUGUGCGGGAGCCCACUUGUCCCUAUGGAAUGUCAAUGGACAGCCUCUGGCCAGUAUUACCACAGCCUGGGGCCCAGAAAGAGCCAUAACCUGCUGCUGCAUGAUGGAGGGGCCAGCAUGGGACAGAAGCCAUGUCAUCAUCACCGGGAGUCAAGAUGGCAUGGUCCGGAUUUGGAAGAUGGAGGAUGUGAAGUUGUCUGUUCCCGGGCAUGCCGUGGCAGAAGAACCUGCAGCUCAGCCUCCAAGCCUGACAGGUCACAAGUGGGAGAAGAACCUUGCCCUGAGUCGAGAGCUGGACGUCAGCAUUGCUUUGACAGGGAAGCCCAGUAAGACCAGCCCAGCAGUGACAGCACUGGCUGUGUCCAGAAACCAGACCAAGCUCCUGGUCGGUGAUGAGAAGGGGAGAAUAUUCUGCUGGUCUGCAGAUGGGUAGGAAGAAAGAGACGGUGGAGGCUCUGGCAUGGCUGCAUGUCCCUGAGGGGCUGCAGCCUCCACAGAAGGCAGGGAAGGUGAUGCAGAGCCUGG